UAAUUCUCCUUCUUAUUGUUUUGUCUUUCGUUGACCAACGUGUCAUACUAUUUCCAACCUUCGUGUUUAAUUCUUCCUUCCAGCCUUUCCGGCGGUAAGGGCCCCUUCUCUAAAGCCCUGCCUGCAAUAAUCUUUGUCUAUAUCUUAUAUCUUAAUUCGCAGACGUUUUAAUCUACUAUUCUGUGUACACUUUCAACUUAAUCGACGCAAGACAAAAUGAAGAGUGCUCUCGGACUUAUGGCCCUUGCGGUCUUCAGUGCUGCUACUGACAGCUACGCUUCACCACUACCUGGGAACGAAAGCUAUGGCUCGCCAGUGCCGACUCCAUCUUCAAAAGAAGCAUCGCACGAGACACCAUCUCACUACACGUCCCAUGCUCCAGUAUCAUCGCCACAUGAGUCUCCACCGCCCACGCCGAGCCCGCCCGUUUACACUCCCUCAGAGCCUCCUCAUGAGACGCCAACUCAUGAAUCUCACUCUGCUCUUCCAGUGUAUACACACACACCUGUAUCCCCGGUUUAUACGCACACGCCUGUCCCCCCAGAGUAUACCCAUACGCCUGUUUCCCAGCAUUCGACCUUCGAGACUCCACGUUCGACUUACGAGCCUCAUUCGACGUACGAGCCUCCACAUUCGACAUACGAGCCUCCACAUUCGACACACGAGCCUCCACAUUCGACACACGAGCCUCCACAUUCGACACACGAGCCUCCACAUUCGACACACGAGCCUCCACAUUCGACAUACGAACCUCCACACUCAAGCCCGCCACCGUACACUCACACGCCUCCGCCGUCUAGCUACGAACCUCCACACUCAAGCCAUGCUCCACCAUCACCGCACUCAACUUACGAGCCGCCUCACUCAAGCAUGCCUCCCCACUCGAGCCCGCCAGCGUACACCCAUACACCCCCGCCGUCACCGUCUAGCCAUGCACCACCCUUAUCAACUUACGAGCCUCCCCACGUGACAACGCCUUGCCCUCCUCCCGGCACAAUCACGACCAUUGUCACAAAGACCCGCUCAAAGUCGCACGCUGCAUCCCCGCACCCAUCAAGCUCGUACCAACCUCGCCCUCCACCUCCUCCUCCAUCAACGUACCACAGCCCGUCUUCGCCUCCCAAGCCCACGGCAUCGUCUCCCGCUCCGCCGCCACCAGGUACACCUAUUCCUCCACCCCCACCAGGUACUCCUAUACCCCCUCCGGCGCCUGGCACUCCUAUCCCUCCUCCACCUCCCGGUACUCCCCUCCCUUCACCACCGCCCCCGCCAGGCACCGUUGCCCCAGUCCCUGGUACCAGCGUUACACCUCUGCCGCCGGUGCCUCCCCCAGCCACAGUCGCUACACCGCGCCCAUCAAGCGUUACCCCUGUGGGCCCACCCUCAUUCACCGGCGCGGCAGCCGUAAUGGCGAAGAACCCUCUCGGCGCACUAGUAGCCGGCGUCGUCGCCGUGGCAGCGAUGGUAUAACAGGAAAUUCCCCUCUCCCGGCAACCUCGUAUAUAUAGUAUAGUAUAGUAUACCCCCUUUCUUUCUUUCUUUUUCUGCUUCUCAUACUCCUCUUAUCUUCACUUCUUCCAUGCCAGCAACAGCCACUCACUGUCAAGCAUUCUCAUGUAAGAAAACGUGGUCUGUGGUUCA
This is a messenger RNA of Pseudovirgaria hyperparasitica, 1641 nucleotides long. RefSeq lists its product as uncharacterized. Lineage: Eukaryota; Fungi; Ascomycota; Dothideomycetes; Acrospermales; Acrospermaceae. The transcript has 2 exons. The record is from RefSeq and is a predicted model, not a curated record. The coding region runs from base 217 to 1470 and encodes 417 amino acids.